GGUCGCUUUCCACCAAGGAUGCAUUACCAGGCCACUCCGGACAGUCGAGCUGCGCCACAUUUUCCAAGGUCUCACCUUGCUGAAGCAGUUGCCAAAGCCAAGGCAGGUGGAGGUGGUGGUGGAAGCACUGGUGCAACUGGGAGAGGUCUUGUGGGACAGAUUAUCCCUAUAUAUGGAUUUGGCAUUUUCUUAUAUAUCCUGUACAUUUUAUUUAAGCUGGCUUCCAAGGGAAAAACUGUUGCUGGAGAGCGGAAAUUCCCGACUGCUGCACCUGGAAACAUGAAGAGGAAAAUCACUGACUAUGAGCUCACCCAACUCCAGGAAAAACUGAGAGAGACAGAAGAAGCUAUGGAAAAAUUAAUCAACAGAGUAGGACCUAACUGUGACAGAACUCAAAAUGCUACAACAGACCAGGAGAAAAGGUUACUUCAGCAACUCCGAGAAAUUACUAGAGUUAUGAAAGAAGGAAAAUUCAUAGAUGGCAUCUCUCCCGAGAAGGAAGCUGAAGAAGCUCCUUACAUGGAGGAUUGGGAAGGUAAGCAAGAGCCUUUUUUACCAUUACCUUGA
Eurypyga helias (sunbittern) is the source of this 567-nucleotide messenger RNA. Its product is annotated as protein RIC-3-like. Gene Ontology annotation, biological process: protein localization to cell surface; synaptic transmission, cholinergic. Bases 19 to 567 code for a protein of 182 amino acids. Lineage: Eukaryota; Metazoa; Chordata; Aves; Eurypygiformes; Eurypygidae. Gene Ontology annotation, cellular component: neuronal cell body; neuron projection; intracellular membrane-bounded organelle. The record is from RefSeq and is a predicted model, not a curated record. The transcript has 4 exons.